AACCACAGCAUCACCAUCGUCCUCUUCUCUGCACCCGCUUCCCUGUUGGUUGUGCCGCUGCUACCUAGCUUGUCUCCACCCACACCCGCACCGCGCACAUCAAUGGGGGAGCACAACAACGAUGGGGUGAGCAGCACAUCAACCAUGAGGACGGCACGCCCUCGGACGCCGACGAUGCUGCCGCCGACGCGGCCCAAGAUAAAGAUCAUCCACAUCAUCGCGCCGGAGAUCAUCAAGACCGACGUCGCCCACUUCCGGGACCUCGUGCAGCGGCUCACCGGCAAGGCUGCCUUCUGCGCCGCCACCGACGUCGUCACAUCGACGCCGCCGGUAGGUGAGGACGAUGAGACGGAGACGUCCAAGAAGAGGCCGAGGCCGGCACUGGCUCCGGUGGCCAACGACGAGAAGAGCGGUUUUACGGUGCAAGUGCAAGAAGAGACGGCGACCAAGAAGAGGAAGAUCAAGUGCGAGGUGAAGGUGGAGGAAGGAGGCUUCGGUGGUUAUGAGCUCGGCCGUAGCAACCUGUGGAUGGACCUCAGCACGGGAGGAGGGUUCUUGAGCUUCCUGGAGGAGGACGAAGGCGUCUUCCAAGGCCUGGCUGCUGACAUUGACUUCUUGCAGCCUUUUGGCUCGUCCAGGAUGGACUUUGUUGGUGAAAUGUACGCGUCUUGACAACAAUUCCUAGGUCUAGAGCUUGAGGGAUUUUUUUUUUUGGUGCGCCGUGAGUUGGUCGAGAGACUUGGACAGAUUGGUCAUCUGGGUGCUUAUAUUUCAGACAGUGAAGCGAAUGUAAGCACCCAGAUGACCAAUCUAAGGGGGAAGAAACCAGGAGUGCAAUGCCAAUAGUGAAUUAUAUGUGUGUAAGGGCCACUGGUGAAAUCAUAUAUAGUAAGAUUGAUCAA
This is a messenger RNA of Zea mays, 902 nucleotides long. RefSeq names its product VQ motif family protein. NCBI's taxonomy places the organism in Eukaryota, Viridiplantae, Streptophyta, Magnoliopsida, Poales, Poaceae. Gene Ontology annotation, cellular component: nucleus. The record is from RefSeq and is marked validated. The transcript has a single exon. The coding region runs from base 103 to 672 and encodes 189 amino acids.